Molecule: messenger RNA, 1420 nt
Organism: Pollicipes pollicipes
Lineage: Eukaryota; Metazoa; Arthropoda; Thecostraca; Pollicipedomorpha; Pollicipedidae
Exons: 3
Coding region: 134-1267 (377 amino acids)
Source: RefSeq, a predicted model, not a curated record
UAAUACUCUGGGGGUUGAAUCUUCUGGUAACUAUUCUCUCCCUUUUAAAUUUGACCAACUUGUAAGCAAUAGUCACAGCAUAAACAAAAUUUUAACUUGCUUAUGGUUUACAUAGAACACUACAGAAAGCGCCAUGAAAAGACAAAUACGAAGCGCGGGGGCUCGGUCCACUGACUAUCUUAUCCCAUCUGCCGACAAAAGGUCAAUGAGCGGCGACCGUCCUCGCUCUCACAAGUCUUUCCGAGGUGAUGCAAGGUCAACGCGAAGUCAGUCACGCUCAUCUGUUAUUGACACCCGAUCCCCAAAAGAUUUACGAGCGGACUUUGGACAUAGAGAAAAUGAAGAGUUACAAGAAAAGACUAAAGAAGCCCUCGGAAAUUUGAUCGUGCGCAAGGAAGAACUAGAAUCAAAAGGGAUCGAAACAGAGAUAAUGUACAAAGAACUGAUGAAUUGCGUAUCACCCUGGAGACGUAAGAAGCUGCAGCAAGAGGCUGACGAAUCCCAAGCUGCUCUGGAUGACGCGCUGAAAGCGGCCGAUGAACUAAUGAAGCAAUCUAAGCAGGCCUUUGAUGCUUAUCAAACCGUGCAGGAUGCUAAGCGCAAGGAGGCAGCAGCCGGCGAUCUGUUCUGGAAGUCCAAGGUCAUGCACAAGACACUCACUGCGUGCAUUCAAGUUGCUUGCAACGCGGAGAGUGCUCGUGACCAGCUGGCCUGGGCUGACAAGAUGGGGAAAAUCAUGAACUCCAUGAUGUCAAUUUUCCAAAUUUUAGAUGACCUUAAGCACCAGCUGUCCAAGGAAAGGGCGCUGACCAAGUCGCUGACGACUCUGGUGCAGAAGAGUGACGAGGGCGGCGCGCUCGAUCUGCGCGCUCUCAGCGGACACGGUGACGAGGACAUCGCGCUGCUGCUGGCGCGCGCCAACAGCAGCCUGAAGCGUCCGGCCGAGCCCGACCUGUUCCCCAGCCGCUGGAGCUUCUUCCAGCGCCGCCGGCUGUCGCUGCUGCUGGCCGCCGUGCUGUUGCUGAUCGGCGGCUGCUGGCUGACGGCAGCGCCCGACCAGCGGCCGGCCGAAGUGCUGGUGCAGCUGCUGCGGCUGCCGGGGGCGGCGCUGCACUCGGCCGGUCUACUGCACAGUGGCGAGCCCUCCUGGUGGGAGGCGGGCCAGCUCUGGCUGGUCAGUGUCAUGUACAGUCUGGUCUGCUGGAUCCCCGGCCUAUGCAACAACGAGCCGGCCGGCUGGUCACUGGCGGAAAAACUGACCGUCUAGGAAGCGCCAGGCGAAACCCAAUACGAUCUCUUGUGUUUCGUGAGAUGCGCUGGCUGAAGGACCUGUGUCAGCGCCUUCAUCCCAACCGAACACCCAUGUCCCUGUCACUGUGCAGUCUUCAAGGAGUCAAACAAUAAAAUUUGGGCAGAGUGA